AUGAAAUGGAUGAUCGGCGCAUCGUUUGCGGUGCAUCCAGAUUUCAAGAGCCAUACUGGCGGCACUCUGUCCUUUGGACAAGGUGCAGCUCAAGUGAUGCCAAAGAAGCCAAAACUAAACAGCAGAAGCAGUAUGGAAGCGGAACUGGUUGCUGUUGACGAUGUUGUCACGAUGAUACUAUGGACAAAGUUGUUCAUGAAGUGGCAAGGGUAUCCGAUUGAGAAGAAUAUCUUGUAUCAGGAUAACACAAGCGCGAUUCUACUGGAAGAGAAUGGUUGUAAGAGCGCAGGCAAAAGAAGCUGA
This is a messenger RNA of Cylindrotheca closterium, 303 nucleotides long. Lineage: Eukaryota; Bacillariophyta; Bacillariophyceae; Bacillariales; Bacillariaceae. The record is from the annotation of a GenBank genome assembly.